UCGCCCCGCAGGGAGUUCUUCUACAUCCAGAUGGAGAAAUACGCGAGGCAGGCCAUCUCGGAGGGAGUCAAGUCCGUGGAUGACCUCCGGGUCACUGCCGACUCGGAGCUCUUCCGCGUUCUCAAUCUGCACUAUAAUCGCAACAAUCACCUCGAGGUGCCGUCCAACUUCUGCUACGUGGUGGAGCAGACGCUGAAGGAGUUCUACCGCGCUCUCAUGGGCGGGAAGGACGCGGAGCCGUCGUGGAAGAAAGCCAUCUACAAGGUCAUCGCUCGCCUCGACGACUCCGUCCCCGAGUACUUCAAGCUCCCGUCGUUCCUCGAGCAACUCGAGUGACCUCCCUCCUCGAGUGACCUCCCUCGAGAGACCUCCUUCCUCGAG
Messenger RNA from Darwinula stevensoni, 381 nucleotides. The record is from the annotation of a GenBank genome assembly. Lineage: Eukaryota; Metazoa; Arthropoda; Ostracoda; Podocopida; Darwinulidae.